AUGGUAGAGCGCUCGCUUAGCAUGCGAGAGAGAUUGGAUAGAGCUUGCUAUACUACAGAAUUGUGCCUUCUUUUUUUAGAAGUUUUUGUUGAAGUUUUCAGCCAUUUCCACUUUGAUCAUUGUCCUCUACUUAUCCGAUGUCAAGGAGUUCCUAUCAAGAAAAGAAUCUGGUCUUUUAGAUUCCAAGCGGCAUGGGCAACACAUCCUGAUUACAAGGCCAUUGUUCAAAAAUCUUGGGAUGGUACAAACUUUGGCAUCCAUAGGAAGUUGCUGGGGGUCCAAGAAGCUUCGUUGGAAUUCAACUUUACGGUUUUCGGCAAUAUUUUUAUUAAAAAGAGGGAAUUGGAGGGUUAUUUGAAUCGUAUUCAACGGAAAAUAGAAGCUGACGAUGAUCCGAUUCUAAAGCACAAAGAGGAAGAAUUGAGAGCUGAGUAUAAUAUAGUUUUGGCUCAGAAAGAAAUGCUUUGGUACCAGAAGUCAAGAGAUCAAUGGGUUCGGUAUGGUGAUAGAAAUACUAGCUUUUUCCAUAUGCAAACCAUCCUUAGAAUAAAAUCUAACAAGGUUCAUGGGUUGCUGGUCAGUGAUGGGUCUUGGUCUGAUGAUCCGGAAGUUUUGCAAAGGGAGGUUGUUCAUUUCUUCAAAAAUAUUUUUUGUUCUACUGAGCCUGUUGAGGUUAAUUGCAUGGGAGAAAUUCCUAUGCCAGCUCUUAGCCAGGAUGCUUGUGAUAAUUUGUCUAAACCAGUAACAAUGUUGGAGGUUAAAGAAGCUUUGGAUAAUAUGAGCUCGUUCAAAGCUCUUGGGUCGGAUGGUUUUCAAGUUUUUUUCUUCAAGGAAUAUUGGGAUGUGGUGGGUCAUGAGGUCUCAAAUCUUUCCAUCCUUUGGAAUGGGAAUAGAUUGGACAGCUUCCAACCUCGCAGAGGGCUCAGGCUAGGAGAUCCAAUUUCUCCUUAUUUAUUUGUUUUGUGCAUGGAGAGAUUGGCGUGCUUCAUUUCCAAACAAGUUGACGAGGGUAUUUGGGAUGGUCUGGCUGUUUCUAGAGGGGGACCUAGAGUUUCUUACUUGAUGUUUGCAAAUGAUCUCCUCCUUUUUUGUAAAGCAAAGAAAAGUCAAGUUCAGAAUAUUGUGCACACCUUGGAGUUGUUCUGUAAAGCUUCAGGUAUGAAGGUUAACAUUGAAAAAUCUAAAGCUAUUUGUUCUAGAAAUAUCUCUAAUAGAAUGAAGGAAAUGUUGUAUGGUGUUUCUCAUAUUCCCUUUACUAGUGACCUAGGCAAAUACUUGGGGGUGAACCUUAAUCAUCCUCGAGCUGCUAGAUCUAUUUUUUCGGACUCUUUAGAGAAGAUCAAGAAUAGGUUGUCUAGUUGGAAAAGUCGGCUCCUUAACAGAGCAGGCAUGCUUUGCUUAAUUAAAUAUGUUGCUUCUUCUCUUCCUAUUUAUCAUAUGCAAGUGACUCUUUUUUCUACUUCAAUUUGUCAAAAGAUUGAUUCUGUACUUAGACAAUUCUUGUGGAAGAAAAAGGUGGGGGAGCGUUGCUUAAAUUUGGUCAAGUGGAGCAAAGUUGUCACUCCAAAAAAAUAUGGAGGCUUGGAAAUUAGAGAUACCCAAUGUGUAAAUUUUGCUUUACUCGGAAAGCUUGUUUGGCAAUUACUGCAUAAUAAAGAUAAGCUUUGGACAGGAUGUCUCAAUCCUUUUGAUAUCAUGCUUGGCGACCAUGUGGAACGCUAG
Messenger RNA from Arachis duranensis, 1722 nucleotides. RefSeq lists its product as uncharacterized. NCBI's taxonomy places the organism in Eukaryota, Viridiplantae, Streptophyta, Magnoliopsida, Fabales, Fabaceae. The record is from RefSeq and is a predicted model, not a curated record. Bases 1 to 1722 code for a protein of 573 amino acids. The transcript is spliced from 4 exons.